This is a messenger RNA of Colletotrichum karsti, 882 nucleotides long. Its product is annotated as class II Aldolase and Adducin domain-containing protein. The transcript has 3 exons. Gene Ontology annotation, molecular function: actin filament binding. The coding region runs from base 1 to 882 and encodes 293 amino acids. Lineage: Eukaryota; Fungi; Ascomycota; Sordariomycetes; Glomerellales; Glomerellaceae. The record is from RefSeq and is a predicted model, not a curated record. Gene Ontology annotation, cellular component: cytoskeleton.
AUGUCUACCACUACUGUCACCCAAGUUGCCAUCAGAAAUGAGUCUGUGAACCAAAUCAGCCCAUCCGUCGUGGAAGACGGCAAGCUCGACCAGACUUUCACAACGGGCGGAUAUCCAUUCCCAGGUGUUCCGCAGUUUGACGACUUGUACAAGAAGCGACAAUGGCAACUGGAACAUAUGGCUGCUGCGUUCAGAGUCUUUGCCCGAAAGGGCUUCACAGAAGGCACCGCUGGACAUAUCAGUGUCCGCGAUCCAGUUCAACCAAACACCUUCUGGAUCAACCCUUUCGGGGAACAUUUUGGCAUGCUCAAAGCAAGUGACAUGGUCCACAUCAACGAGGAAGGUCAAGUCAUUGGCGGAAACAAAGUCGCUGUCAAUACGGCCGGCUUCCGCAUCCACGGCGCUAUUCACAAAGCCCGCCCAGACAUCAACGCUGCCUGUCACACCCACUCGCCCGCGGGGAAGGCGUGGUCAACAUUCGGUCGCCCGUUAGAUAUCAUUAGUCAGGAUACGUGCACCUUCUCAGGUAUCCAGGCAGUCUACUCAAACUUUGGGGGCAUCGUUCUCGGAGAGGAUGAGAGUGAGAACAUUGCCGCAGCUCUCGGCAAAAAAAACCGGGUUGCUAUUCUGCAAAACCACGGGAUCCUCACGGCGGGAGCCACUGUUGACGAGGCAGCAUAUCUAUUUACGCUGAUGGAGAAGUCCUGCGAGGUGCAGAUCAUGGUCGAGAGUACGCGGCUCACAAAGAAUCUCAUCAGCGAGCAAGAGGCUGAAUAUACCGCCAAGAUCUACCAAGAUCCAGCAACCCUUUAUAUUGAGUUUCAGCCAGACUUCAAGUACGAGGUUUAUAAGUCCAACGGGGAACUGAGUAAGGAUGUCUGA